Messenger RNA from Papaver somniferum (opium poppy), 3024 nucleotides. RefSeq names its product protein KINESIN LIGHT CHAIN-RELATED 3-like. The record is from RefSeq and is a predicted model, not a curated record. NCBI's taxonomy places the organism in Eukaryota, Viridiplantae, Streptophyta, Magnoliopsida, Ranunculales, Papaveraceae. The transcript has 2 exons. Gene Ontology annotation, molecular function: protein binding. The coding region runs from base 485 to 2791 and encodes 768 amino acids.
CAUAUGGCUGCUGAAAGGGAAGAAGGAUAUUUGUGACAUGAAAGAACAGGCCAUUGGGUUGGAGCAUCCACUUUUUUGGCUGCUGUUUUUACAGUUCCGGUAUUGCAGCUAAGGGAGGGAGCUGUUGACACAUGUCAAGAAACAAUAAUAACUAACCAAACAGAAAAUAGACAAGAAGCUAAUGGUGGAAAACAAGACACCUUCAUCCAGCUUGGGCAUCUCAAUCUUUACAAACCCGAAAUGUCUAAAAAUAACUUAAUUUCAGCUUUCUCCCAAGAAUUUAGACACCAUAUUCUGCAUUUCUCUUCUUUUUCUUCUUCUUCUUCUUUCUUUCUCUCUAACGCAGAAACUAGAGAGGAGAGAGCAGAAGAAAAAAAAACUUGAACAUUCCGGUUUACCGGCGAAUGACCGAGGUACGGAUAUUUUGUCUCUUCAUUUUCCUUUUGGAAAUAUUUGCAUUUUCUUGAUUUGUUUUCAUCUGGCAAUGUACAUUAACAAGGAAAUGGGUGAAUUGUUGGUCGAUAGUCUAGAUAAUGAUAUCGAUGGAGAUAUCAUGGUUGUCAACAAAAAACCGAAUGAUGAUGAUAGUUUAGAGUAUCCAAAGCUAAGAAUUUGCAAUAUGUCUCCUCAGAGUACCACCUCAAGCAUGCGAAGUUCAUCAGUUGAUGGUCUAAUUCUCGCCCCUCACAAUUUUUCUAAACCGAUACAUGACCGUGUUAUUGAGAUGCAAAGUCUGGAUCAGUUUCCAUCCAGGUCAAUCUUCGGAUCCGACAGUGAAGAGUCGAGGGCCGAAUCGGAGUUUCAACAUUUUGUUAGAGGAGAAGUGAGGAGAGUUAUGGUGGCAAGGGAUGAUGAGGAGGAGGUGCAAAAACUCGAGGAAGAAGAAGAUAUCAUACAAGUAAGGGUACCCAACAAGGAAACCCAAUCUCCUCAGGUGAGGAUUCCAAAAUCCCAGUCGGCAAGUCAAUCUCCUCGUGGUAAGCCGGUCAUGAGGAUACAAAAAUCCCAGUCUGCUAGAGUCAGGACUGAUUCUACGUCUGACAAAUCAAGUCCGAGAAGUAGACUUUCGCUCGGUAGACCUCCUACCGAUACAAGUCCAAGAACCACACAUGCCGGUGUACCAAUAAAGCAAAGAAGGAAGUUCUCUGUGGGAGAAGUGGAACUGCGCCAACUCAGGAAUAAUAAUAAUGCGUCCAAUACAUCUGAUGAGGAACUUAAUGAUCCUCGUGUCGGAACGCGUCUGCUCAAACAAGCAAAUGAACUGAUUGCUUCUCAGGACAAUCCUAAAAGGGCUCUUAGAUUGGCUCUUCUAGCAUCUAAAUCAUUUGAAAUAUGUGCUAAAGAGGAACCAAGUUUGCAACUUGUUGCGAGUUUACAUCUUAUAGGUGCGAUUUACUGCAAACUAGGCCAAUGCGACGAGGCGAUUCCAGUUCUAAAGUGUUCUAUUCAGAUUCUUCCUGUCAUGCAUCAAGGCCAGGAACAAGCGUUAGCCAAAUUCGCUGGACAUAUGCAGUUGGGAGACACUUAUGCCAUGAUGGGUCAGCUCGAGAAUUCCAUUGAGUGCUAUAAAAUGGGAUUGCAAAUUCAGAAACAAAUUCUUGGAGAAACGGAUCCGAAAGUCGGUGAGACUUACCGCUAUAUAGCUGAAGCACAUAUACAGGCCUUGCAAUUCGACGACGCUGAGAAGUUUUGUAAAAUGGCUCUUGAAAACCAUAGAAAGAAUGGCUCAUCUUCGAUCGAGGAAGCGGCUGACCGAAGACUAAUGGGUCUUAUCUUGGGAACAAAGGGUUAUCAUGAUGCAGCUCUUGAACAUCUUCUCUUGGCUAGUAUGGCAAUGGUAACCAAUGGCCAGGAAAUGGAAGUCGCAUCUCUUGACUGCAGUAUAGGAGAUUCCUACUUGUCGUUAGCUCGAUAUAAUGAAGCUGUUUUUGCAUAUGAGAAUUCCUUAACCAUGUUCAAAACAACCAAAGGAGAGAAUCAUACUUCUGUUGCUUCGGUAUACGUUCGGUUGGCUGAAUUGUAUAACAAGAUGGGUAAAGGAAGAGAAUGCAAGUUUUACUGUGAAAAUGCUCUACAAAUUUACCAAAAUCCCAUUGCCGUAACUUCCCCUGAGGAAAUCGCUAUUGGUUUAACUGAUGUCUCCGCUAUAUAUGAAUCCAUGAACGAUCUUGAGAUGGCUCUCGAGUUGCUUCAGAAAUCUUUAAUGAUAUAUGAAAAAACUCACAGUCAACUAAACACAACUGCAGGCAUUGAGGGUCAGAUGGGUGUCUUCUACUAUAUGAUGGGAAAUUACACUGACGCUCAUAGUUGCUUAAAGAAUGCAACUGAGAGGCUUAGAGUGUGUGGGGAGACGAAAUCUGCUCUUUUCGGUACAACUCUAAAUCAAAUGGGUUUGACGUGCGUUCGGCUUAAUUUAAUAAGAGAAGCAGUAGAUCUGUUCGAAGAAGCCAUGCAAGUCCUUAAACAAGAAUACGGAGAUUAUCAUCCUGAAACACUAGGAGUAUUGAGCAAUCUAGCAGCUACGUAUGAUGCAAUUGGAAGGUUGGAUGAUGCAAUAAGGAUUUUAGAAUAUGUUGUUUGCAUGAGGGAGGAGAAACUCGGAACGGCAAACACAGAGGUGGAUGAUGAGAAGAGGAGGUUGGCUCAGUUACAAAAAGAAUCAGGCCGUGCACAAAUUAACAAAGGUAGAUCACUUAAAGCACUGUUUUCCACUGAUUCUGAUACUACAGAAAACAAUUCAAUAAUAUUAAGGCGUGGGUUUAGUGAGCCACGAGUUCAUUGGAACCUUUAACCCGCCAUACAUUCCGUGAAUUCUUGGUCACAACCUUCGUGUAAAGUAUUAAGUUUGCAAGAAAAGCAUCUAGAAGGAUUUUGAUUAGAGUGUUUUGUUAUAUUCUGGUAUUCUUUGGAUCAUAAUGGGAAAUGUGUAUUACCAUGUAAUUCCUUUUCUUCAGAUGUUUGCGAUAUUUGUAAUGAUUUUGCACGAACUGAAAUUUGAUUACCAGCCUAACAGCCUUUUGCUUA